CCGCGGCAAGCAGGGCCCUGCUGAACACGACAGCUCACUCCAGGCAGGAGUUCCCCGAGCAGGAACUAGGCUUUAAGAUCUGCCUGGCACCCCCAGUGGGAACCUGAGUUCACAGGCUCCGCCUUCUCCACUCCUAGGAGGCUCUAUGCUGUUUGUUGAGACGUCACUGAGGCGGCCGAGGGACAAGGACAAGAGGGACAAGGACGGAAGCUUGGAGGUCACGGGCCAGCUGGGGGAGGUGAUGAAGGAGAGUGCCCGCAUCGCCUACACCUUUGCCAGGGCCCUCCUGAUGCAGCACGACCCCUCCAACGAGUACCUGGUGACCUCCCACCUCCACCUGCACGUGCCCGAGGGCGCCACCCCCAAGGACGGCCCCAGCGCCGGCUGCACCAUCGUCACAGCCCUGCUCUCGCUGGCCAUGGACCGGCCAGUACGGCAGAAUCUGGCCAUGACGGGCGAGGUCUCCCUCAGAGGCAAGAUCCUGCCGUGGGCGGCAUCAAGAAGAAGACCAUCGCCGUGAGUGUGGAGCCCGAGGGCUGACACUGCCCCACCACAGCUCCCAGCCACAUUACACGGGUUAGGCGACGAAGGGGGAUGGCCCGUUUUAUAGCUGGCAAAGCAAAGCCUAGGGUGGCACGGGACUGGGCCUGUGGCUGCUCCUCCAGUCAUUUGCAUAGUGUUCAGGGCCUCUUCAUGAGAAAGUACCCAUCUGGCUCCUGGAGGAUGGCAGUGGGACCUCCGCCCCGCCUGCUGCCUCCUCGCCCACGUGGCCUUGCAUGGGAACUAGGCUGGUGGGCCGAGACCAGAGGCACACCUGUGCCGUCUUUCCCUUGGCAGAGCACCCUCCACAGCACCCCGCCUAACAGCCCUUGGGGGGCAGGGUCUCCGGGGCAGAGGCUCCAGGAGUCCCCGUGGACCCAGUCCCUGUCCUCCAAGGGGUGGAUUCAGGCGGAGGGAUGGCAGUGCAGAGGCCCGGGCCUAUGGGGCUGGAAUUCCAGGCAAGCAGGGAAAUGUCAUGUUGGCUGUAUUUUAAAUGCACUCACGGCUCCUUUCCAGCUCCCCGCACAAGUAAGUGUGAACCCCUAAGUGUAAAGCAGUGGGCACUGCCGUGGAUUCAGGAAACAUCUCCCCCUGACACCAUAGGGUGGGGAUUCCAGGACGAGGCCUAGGC
Messenger RNA from Manis pentadactyla (Chinese pangolin), 1171 nucleotides. Its product is annotated as lon protease homolog, mitochondrial-like. The record is from RefSeq and is a predicted model, not a curated record. Gene Ontology annotation, biological process: chaperone-mediated protein complex assembly; mitochondrion organization; proteolysis. Lineage: Eukaryota; Metazoa; Chordata; Mammalia; Pholidota; Manidae. Gene Ontology annotation, molecular function: ATP binding; serine-type endopeptidase activity; ATP-dependent peptidase activity. The transcript has 2 exons. The coding region runs from base 146 to 520 and encodes 124 amino acids. Gene Ontology annotation, cellular component: mitochondrial matrix.